Molecule: messenger RNA, 960 nt
Organism: Peronospora matthiolae
Lineage: Eukaryota; Oomycota; Peronosporomycetes; Peronosporales; Peronosporaceae
Source: the annotation of a GenBank genome assembly
AUGGAGUGGGAAGCGCAGUGUCUCGAGUGCGACGAAGUGCUGGACGACGACGACGAGCUCCUGAGCACGCAGGAGUCCGAUACCCCCAGCCAAAAGCAAGGCCUUGGUCUCGUCGGAUUCGACGCACCCUGGACGACCGAGCUCUCGUUCGAGGAGCAGAGUCUUGUGGCUUUAGAAGAUCGAGACGUGGACAGCACGUACCGUGCCAUGCUGCGCCAAGAGCUCGUGCGACCGGAUUUCUCGCAAGAGUACGAGUACCUGAAAUACCGGCGCGUGCUGGUUGACUGGAUGACUGAAGUGGGGGAAACGCAUCUGAGGAUGCGCAAGGAGUACGUGCACGCUGCUGUGGGGUAUCUGGAGAAAGUGCUGGCGCGGCACGAGACACUGCCUCGGAAGGACCGGUUUCAGCUCCUGGCACUAUGCUGCUUACGCGUGGCUCUCAAGUUUCUCGGCACGGAAGAGGAGCUGCCGCCGAUGGCCGAGUUCUGGGAGAUGGGGAACCGCAUGUAUUCCUUUGACGAGAUUAACGACGCCGAGGCCGACAUUUUUCAAAAACUGGGCUUGAGACUGACGGGUGUGAUGCCGCUGCACUUCCUGCAAUAUUAUAUGGGCCAGACCGUGCUGUUUGCCACUGACCGAGUGCUGGGAUCCGAGCUUGUGGACGAAGCUCAUGGAUACUACUGCAAGUAUGCCGAGUUCUUUGUGGACCUGGUGCUGCAGGAGUACACGUUACAAGUGUAUCGUCCGUCUGUCGUAGCCGCUGCUAUCCUGGUGGCAUCCCGCAAAGCGCUCGGGGUCACGCCACUCUGGAGGGACGAGCUGUCGACGCUCACUGGUUACGAUGAGGAGCAAGUCGCGCCGUGCUUUCGAGCUCUCUGGAAUCACUUUGAAGCGGCCUUUGGUCGUCAGAACAAGAAACACGAGCGGGAUGAUUCCCCUUCCAGUGUGGCCGCAUUUUAG